AUGGAACUUGUUUCUCAAAGUUUUCUUCUUAAUCCACAAACGUCACAAAGACGUGCAGCGCGUGAACUUGAUAUCUCACGUUCAAGAGUUAUUCAGUGGAUUAAACGUCGUUUACCAAUAAAUGUUGCGAUUUUUUCACAUGACAUUUCAACACAUACAUCAUCAAAUCUUCCAUAUGGAACAUCAAAAUCAAGUUCAAUUAAUAAAUUAUCUAAAACAGAUGAAAAAGUUUUACGUGUAGAAGAUUCUUUAAAAGAUUUAUCAUCAAUUAAACGGCGAAGUGAACAUAAUGGAAAACGUUUAUGGCCACAUGAUUUAGUUAAUUAUCCUCCAUAUAAACUUCAUGAAGGACUAAGUCCAGUUCGAUGA
Rotaria sordida is the source of this 369-nucleotide messenger RNA. The record is from the annotation of a GenBank genome assembly. NCBI's taxonomy places the organism in Eukaryota, Metazoa, Rotifera, Eurotatoria, Philodinida, Philodinidae.